Messenger RNA from Gigantopelta aegis, 15532 nucleotides. RefSeq names its product zinc finger homeobox protein 3-like. Bases 182 to 10297 code for a protein of 3371 amino acids. Gene Ontology annotation, biological process: regulation of transcription by RNA polymerase II. The transcript has 8 exons. Gene Ontology annotation, cellular component: nucleus. Gene Ontology annotation, molecular function: DNA-binding transcription factor activity, RNA polymerase II-specific; zinc ion binding; RNA polymerase II cis-regulatory region sequence-specific DNA binding. NCBI's taxonomy places the organism in Eukaryota, Metazoa, Mollusca, Gastropoda, Neomphalida, Peltospiridae. The record is from RefSeq and is a predicted model, not a curated record.
GUAGCUUUUUCCUGUGCUCCCGUUGUCAAUGCAAUAAGAUACCGUGAAAUGUACCUACAUGGCUGAAAUGUAACAGCAAUCAACACCAACCAUGGUGGAUAUCACACUGCUCUGAAAAAAGAUGGCCUUGACCUCAAGUCCAUUAUAGCAUGGAGAUAACAAUGACAGUGGAUUUUGUACGAUGGACGUCUCGUCCCUAAAUGCUGACAGGGCUGGGGAGGCCCUCAGCAGCUGCCAGAGUACCCUGGUAACCACGGCAACGUCUAUGGGCGAGCGGCAACCGCUAUCAUCAGUCGACAAACAGCUUCUGGUGUCAUCAUCGCAAUCGCCGCUGAAACCGAUUAUCGGCAACAUGGUCGUCUCGAAGAACGACGAAUCGGAUCAGAACUUUUACAACUAUUCCACCUCCUCUGUGCUAUCCGAGAAAAAGGGAUUAAAAAUUCUGGCAAAUUCGGUGAAGGAAAAGAGUGGUGCGGCAGUGACGAAUUGUGUUUCUCCUCCCGUGGUGGACAGAGAUGUGUGUGGGUUGUCCGACAAGGACGACGUUGUUGAUGACGAUGGUGAUGAUGAUCCCGUUAAAUGUGGUGAUUGUGAUAUGGAGUUCGCAACCUUGCAGCAAUACAUGGACCACCCAUGUUCUCAAUCCAAUUCGAGGACCGCAGGAUCGGCCGACGAAAGCGAGUUGAGCGAGGGUGAGAGUUUCGAUGGGAAGAUUGUGUACAACCCGGAUGGUUCGGCGUACAUCAUCGAGUGCGAUGGCUGUGACCUUGACGAUUUGGAUUCUAUGGACGUUCCUAAACAGGAAGGAGCGAUCAUUGUGGAUAAGAAAAUCAGUUCAACUGCUGUUCCGUCAUCAUUUCCACAAAUUAACAAUGCAUUUUUCCUCUCCCGAAAUCCACAGUCUUUUCUCAACAACUACUGUACAACGCCGAACUCGACAAAGACGUCGAAACACGGCCACGAUGCUCCCAUCAUGCACAGCUACCGCGUGUACGACCUGAGAUCAGGCAAAUCGACGUCAUCGAGCGUCGCAGAAAACCACAUAUCCCCAUCUACCUCGGCCCCUGUCGCCGCUCUCACGGUCCCAACCAAACCCAUUCUAAUGUGUUUCAUCUGCAAACUCUCCUUCGGGUUCUCAAAGUCCUUCGUUGCUCAUGCGAACACCGAACACACCAUGACGUUGAGCAAAGAGGAGAAGGCAGUGAUGUCUCAACGAAACGCUUCAGCAAUAAUCCAGUGUGUCGGCAAGGAGAAGCAGGCGCUCAUGUCUUUCCUCGAACCCGUGGCAAUCACUCCCGUUCCCAGGAGCACCUCCAGCCCGGAGUCGAAAAAAGUUUUUCCGUAUUACCAGGCAAAGACGUCGUCGACGUCUACGACGUUUCUCGGCAAGGAAUCUACCAGUGUUAGUUACGUGUACUCAAAACCAAAAAUCUCACUACCACCUGUCAUGGAGACGAUCAGUCAUACUUCCAAAAGUCUGACAAAGAACGAUCGAAUCGAUUUGGGAACCGGUUUAAUCGGUCACACUAGCAUUAAAGAGGAAGUGAAAAAUGGGGGAAACAUGGACGACGCCACUUCGGCCAGUGACGCCGAAUCGGACUGUUCACAGUCGAGUAAAAACGGCGGCAGUCUCGGUCUGCCGUCGCUGGUAUCUGCAUCAGGUUCGACGGCAGUGACGAACAGUUUCGCUUCCCAGGACUCGGAAUCUCUGUCACACUCGAAGAGCUUGGCGAUCACGUCAUCAUCAUCUAUGUUAAUGUCUCACCCUCUGUCUCUAGCCAGCACGCUGCCCUCGCCCAGUAUUCACAACCCCCCCAUGUACCCCGCGUUCCUCCGAGUGUGCGACGAGCAUCCUCAGGGCCGGGCCCACGGGGCUGAGUGCCCCAAGUGCGACAUGAUCCUCGGCUCGUCGCAGUCGCUGGGCGGCCACAUGACAAUGAUGCACUCGCGCAACUCGUGCAAGACGCUGAAGUGCCCCAAGUGCAACUGGCACUACAAGUACCAGGAGACGCUGGAGAUCCACAUGAAGGAGAAGCACCCGGAGAGCGACCAGCAGUGCAUCUACUGCAUCGCCAACCAGCCACACCCGCGGCUUGCGCGUGGCGAGACAUACUCGUGCGGCUACAAGCCAUACCGCUGCGAGGUGUGCAACUAUUCGACCACCACCAAGGGCAACCUCAGCAUCCACAUGCAGUCGGACAAGCACAUCAACAACAUGCAGGAGCUGGCCAACGGAGGCCAGGAGGUGAAGAUCACGCAGCAGGAGACCUACAACAACAGCAGCAGCAGCAGCAGCAUUGGUGGCGGCAGUGGGGGGAGUGGUGGUGCUGGUGCCGCGGUCCCCGAUGACGUGUACAAGAAGAUAAAGCCAAAGCAGACAUGGCGUUGCGACGUCUGCAACUACGAGACAGCCGUGGCGCGGAACCUGCGCAUCCACAUGACGAGCGAGAAGCACACGCACAACAUGAUGGUCCUGCAGCAGAACAUGAAGCACAUGCAGCGCGACAUGCACCUGCAGAUCAACCAGCUGAUGAUGCUCGGCCAGCAGGACCCUGUGCUGUUCGGCCUCCCCACGCAGAUGGCCGGGGCCAUGUUUCCCUACGACCAGCAGAUGCUAGCCUCGGGGAUGCCCGCUGGGUUCGAGGUCCCCGUCAACCUGACCACGGAGAAUGGGAUGUCCAGUUGUCCGGUGCCGCCAUCCUUGUCGUCCGGGGGGGAGUUUCCCGACUCGGUGCGGCUCUUCCACUGCUGCGUGUGCAACUCGUACCUGACAGACUCCCUGGAUGCGCUGCACCAGCACCUGCAGCACGACCGCACCAAGCAGCGGGAGAACGAGCACAUCGUCGUGGCCAGCGGCUCCUACCUGUGCAACCUGUGCACCUACAAGACCAACCUGAAGGCCAACUUCCAGCUGCACUGCAAGACGGACAAGCACCUGCAGCGAGUGCAGCUCGUGAACCACAUCAAGGAGGGCGGGGCCGCCAAUGAGUGGCGCCUCAAGUACCUCAACGUGAGCAACCCAGUGCAGGUGCGCUGCAAUGCCUGCGACUACUACACCAACAGUAUUCACAAGCUGCAGAUGCACACGGGCAGCCUGCAGCACGAGAGCAGCGCCCAGCUCUUCCUGCACCUGCAGCUGGAGGAGGCGCGACUCGGGGCCGCUGCCGGGGCCGACUCUGACGACGACAAGUAUUACCAGUGCACGCUGUGCCAGCACAGCAGCAAGACGAAGCUGGGGCUGAUCCAGCACGCACGGUCCGUGGGACACAUCCAGAAGGAGAACGUCUCCUCUCAGAAAAACGAGAUGGACAAACUGCCGCUGGAAAUCGGGACUGUCUUCGUCGUCAAGGGUCUCAAGGAUGGGGAGGUUGUCCACUUUGAAGAAGAUCGGGACAGGGAGACCCCGGAGAGUGCGGCCCUUCUCGAGACGCCGACAGACACAGCCGAGAAAAGUCUCCAGUCAGACCUCCAGCUAUCUAACAAAACUACAGCCUCAUCAUCAUCAUCAACAACAAACACAGCAAUCACUACUUCCAGCUCUAGCAACCACACCAUUAGUAAUGGCAGCAGCAGCAGCAGCACUACCAAAGGUCAGGCGUUCUCCUGUCUCCUCUGCAACUACAGCAGCAGCUCGGAGCAGCUGAUCGAGGAUCACGUGUCUGCGCAGCACGCGUUGCCGCUGGUGGUGAAGCGGUUGCCGUGCCCGCUAUGUCAGGAUGAGUAUGAGAAGAAGACGGAUCUCGAGCAGCACUUAGUCAAGUCUCACAAUGUGAAGCCAGAGGGGCUGCAGCGUAUUCUCAGCAUUCUCGACAUCACAGGCCCGGCCAGCACACACAACCACGUGUCGGGGGCAGGGGGUUCCGGGGAGCCGGGCUCCGAGGGUGUCGAGAUCGACGAAAACACCGAUAUCGAUCUAGAGCUGCUGGAGAUAGACCAUACCAAGAUGGUGGCAGAAGAUGGUUUUGACAUGUCGGUCCUGCUUGACAAGAGUGAGCUGGACACCCAGUACCGCUGUCAGACGUGUUCGAAGACGUUCACCAACAUCGACCAGCUGUACGCCCACCAGAACGAGCUGGGCCACCUCGAGCUGAAGCAGACUCCCCGCGGACCCGGCUACCUCUGCUGGAAGAAAGGCUGUAAUCAGUAUUUCAAAACUGCUCAAGCCCUGCAGAUCCACUUCCGCGAGAUUCACGCCAAGCGGCCCAGCAUCUCGUCAGCCGACUGCAGCCAGUACAGCCACCAGUGCAGCCAGUGCACGAUGGCCUUCGUGAGCGCGGACAAGCUGCAGAUGCAUAAUCAGUAUCACCUCAUCAACAGCGUGACGACCUGCAGCAUCUGUACCCAGUCGUUCCACUCCGUCGGGAUGCUGAGGAAACACUACGAGUCGGCUCAUCCCGAAGUGCAGGCCAGCGAGCUGGCUAAACACAAGAUGAACUUAAGUGCUAAUGUCGCCGCUCUCAUCGGAAGCUCGGAAUAUAGAAAGUUUCUCAUCACAUACACCAAAUCAAGUGCUACCAAAUCAAGUGCUUCUGCAGCCAGUUCUGCCCUGAAUAGGUCUGCGUCGGUGGAACUGUUUGGGUCCGCGGAUCAGGAGAUGCAGGAUUCGUCGAUGAUGAACGAGGAUGACAAUGAUCUGGACACAUCGUGUAGCGACUCUCCAGAGGACCACGUGGAGGACACGGGUGAGGAACGGGAGGGCGAGGGGGACAGGUCUGACCAGCCCAGUGUGUAUCGCGAGGAGCAGUUCAUGGAGGACUUCAUCAACAGUCAGGCGAUGGCCGAGGGCAGCUACGAGGAUCCCAGCCGCAAGUUCAAAUGUCACCGAUGCAAGGCAGCGUUCACAAAGCAGAACUACCUGACGGCGCACAACAAGACCCUGCAGCAUCGCCGUGGCGACAAGAUCAGCUACCCGAUGGAGCGAUACCUCGACCCCAAUCGUCCGUUCAAGUGCGAUGUCUGCAAGGAGUCGUUCACACAGAAGAACAUCCUCUUGGUCCACUACAACUCGGUGUCCCAUCUGCACAAGCUGAAGCAGGCCGCCCAGCAAGGAACACUUCCACCUACCAUCUCGGUCGGGCCUCCCACAACCUGUUCUUCACUACAGCUGCCCGUCAGCUGCUCGGAGUCCGAACAGAAACCGUACCGGUGCAAUAUCUGCAAGGUUGCAUACAGCCAGGGCAGCACGCUGGACAUACACAUCCGAUCGGUGGCACACCAGACACGAGCUUCCAAAAUCCACGAGUUGGCCAUGACGGGCCAGAUCGACAUCAGCCAGAUGCUGAUUGAGCAGCCUGACAUAUCGAAGGCCUCCACGCAGCAGGUGCAGGCGCUGACCGACAUGAUCUCACAGACUCAGGCGCAGGUGACCGUCGGUAGUCCUCUGCAGCACGGCUCACUGCUUCUCGGUGGGAUUCCCGGAUACUCCAUGUUAUCGGGUCUGCAGCUUCCGGUGGCAACAUCAAACAGCUUGAUGUCACCUUCAAGUAGCAGUGCUAUUUCUGUUAUCUCAGAAACUGAUACCAGUAAAUCUCAUAAGACAUCUCAUAAGAAAAAUGAGGAACAUAAUUCACAUUCUAGAAGUACGGCAGAAGGAUGUUCUGAAAAUAACGGUUUCCAUUUUCCAGUUUCGAAGAAGGAACCACAAGAAGACUUGAAUGAAUCUGUAGCUAGGUAUAGUGAGAAAAACAAAUUAUCUGAAUCACAGUUGUUUAAUAUAUCAAAAUCCUUAAACAGUCAUCAUUCAGAAUCACCCAUAGAGAAACAGCUGUCAAACCAGCACCUGCCCCAUCGCUGCGGCAACUGUAAUUCCUUUUUCAUCAAUGAAGAAGCACUCCAGAUCCAUCAGCAAAUAUACUGUAACUUUCCACCCAUCACAACAAGUACUGCUAGCAAACCCCGAUACAUCUGCCGCUUCAAACCCCAGCUUCACCGAAGCCUGUUACAAAACAUAGGCUUUGAGUGUGUGAUGCAGUUCAACGAAUACAAUCAGCACAUUGAGGUAAAGAAGGACAAUACCGAGAAGGAGGAAGGCGAUGAUGCCGCCGUCAGUGUGGAAGUCAAGGUGGAGCCGAAAGAUGAUGAGAAAGACAAAAUAGAUCUUCCAGAGAUCAACAAGAGCACGUGUCUCUCCUGCAACAAAGACUUCUCCAGUGUCUGGGUCCUCAAGGCUCACCAGGAGGAGGUCCAUAAGGAUCUGGUUCCCAUCGACGCAGUGGAGGGAUUCAGUGAAAAGUUCCGAGAGGACUUCGACAAGAAACUCCCACUCGAUGAAUCCCAGACACCAACUUCAUCGGGAGUGGCAUCAAUGCCUUAUUCCAAUUCCACCAGCUCUGACAGUCUCGUCAUCCAAGAGAUGCCACCACCUCCACCUCCACCACCACCACCAAUGCAGGCAGCCUUUGACAUGUCUCAACUGAUGCCAAUGUUUGGAAUGAUGCCCAUGCACAUGCCGAUGAAUCUGAUGGGACUUGCAAUGCAGUCUCCUCUGGUGUCGAUGAUGAUGCCUAAAGGAGCGGAUAUGCAAAGUCUGUUACCACCAGUAUCUGUGAUGGAAUCUAAUUUCACUGCAACCCAGCAGCAGCUGCAAGCAGCUCAGAACCAGAAACGUGUCCGGACUCGGAUUAGUGAUGAUCAGCUUAAAAUACUACGAGGUUACUUUGACAUAAACAACUCUCCAAGUGAAGAGCAGAUACAGCAGAUGUCGGAGCAGUCUGGUCUUCCACCUAAAGUAAUUAAGCACUGGUUCCGAAAUACCCUGUUUAAAGAGAGGCAGCGUAACAAGGACUCCCCAUACAACUUCAACAACCCACCAUCGACAUCACUCGACCUCGAGGAAUACGAAAAGACGGGCAUAAUACCAGCUCUGUCUCCAGUGGUGGUGAAACAGGAACCCAAGGAUGAUUUUGAAGAUGAUGACGAUGAUGAUGAUAAUGAUGUUCCCAGCACGAAGAACGAUAAGGGGAAUGAAUCGGAGCCCGAGCGAGAACGUGAACAGGAACAGGAGAAAAUGGAGUCGCUCGUUAAACUAGAGACCUUCAAAGUGGAGCCUCCUGAUGACAAAAGAGAGUUUGAGACUUCGUCUAAUGCUUCCACUCCUUCCAUAACGUCUUCCAUCACCUCCACCCCCACCUGCUCCCUCCCCAACACGCCCACAACAGAAGAUCUCCUCAGACACGAGUUCUCCUCUGGGUCUAUGAGCAAACGUGCCAAUCGUACCAGGUUUACCGACUACCAGAUUAAGAUGCUGCAGGACUACUUCGAUCAAAAUGCCUACCCCAAAGAUGACGAGCUGGACCACCUAUCCAAAAUGUUAAACCUCAGCCCAAGGGUGAUCGUCGUCUGGUUCCAGAAUGCCAGGCAGAAGGUGCGUAAGGUCUACGAAAACCAGCCAGCGGCCGAGACGAAAGAUGACACGUCAUCCUACCAACGAACUCCCGGUCUCAACUACCAGUGCAAGAAGUGCCAAGCCGUGUUCCAGCGCUACUAUGAGCUGAUCAAGCAUCAGAAGCGACCGUGUCUGCCAGAGAACAACAACACCACCACUCAGUCCCUGAUGAGCAACAAGACGGACGACGACAGCAACUCCACCAGCAUGUCACAAGAUGAUCUCAGCCAGUCGGGCAGCUUCACAGACUUCCAGAUGAGUGAUGCCAAAGGGUCGUCGCCAAACAGCGCCAAACACAUUCCAACAUUCAACUGUGACAAGUGUGAAGCCUCGUACAACAGGCUGGAUCUCUGGCAGGAGCAUCAGAAGGUGCACAGUCUGAAUCCAAGUCUGUUUCCAUCGUUCUCCUCCAGCAGUGCGUUUGGGAUGCUGCAGACACUGGCACAGCAGGAGGACAGCAAGAUAGCGGCAGCAGCAGCCAAGAGGAAGAUAGACAGCGAGGAUGAUCAGGAUGACCAGCCUAGAGACAAGCGGCUGCGAACCACGAUCCUCCCCGAACAACUGGACUACCUGUACCAGAAGUAUCAGCAAGACUGCAAUCCUAGCAGAAAGCAGCUGGAGUCCAUUUCUUCCGAUGUUGGACUUAAGAAGAGAGUUGUCCAGGUCUGGUUCCAAAACACCAGAGCACGAGAAAGGAAAGGACAGUAUCGCGCCCACCAGCAGCUUAUCCACAAGAGGUGUCCAUUUUGUCGAGCUCUGUUCAGGGCCAAGUCCGCCAUGGAAUCUCAUCUUGCUACAAAGCAUCCGGACGAAAUGGCUAAAAACGAGAUCAAUGUUGAUGCCAUUCCCGAUGCUGUCAUGGAUGGAUCGAAUCCAACCAGUCCCCAGCCUCACUCGGCCACACCUUCAGGCUCUGGGCAUCCCGGAGACUUCAGCAAGCUCCUGUCGCCCAGCAUUCAGCAGUAUUUACCAUUUCUACCCUCACCAUCGAACCUCGGUUUAAGUUUUUCACCCGACCCGCUUCAGCUGUCGAUGAAGCAGAUCUACGAAGAUUCCUUCAAGAAGUACAUCACCGAGCUGAGCGGCACCGCUCCACCUCCGGCUGUCGUACCCGUUCCCCCGCAGUCCCGACACAACUCAGAGAGCAGCAGACGCACGGAGACCGAGAGCGUUGUGGAAGAGGAGGCUCCUCUGGAUCUGAGCAAGCCCGUCAAGGUGAGCACGGACGUGGACAAAUCCUCCGACGGUCCUUCCACAGACCUCAGCGAACGGAGCGGUGACGACCUCCUCCACAACAGACGCGUCAGCGUGGACGACUCCUUCUCGGAAACGCAGUCAGAGAACCUGGACAUGGACGAAUGCGACGACAGCAUGAGCAGCCCCACAUCCCCCACGAAUAUGAGCCAGGGCCAUGGUCAUGGCCACCACCAGAACAAGCGGUACCGGACGCAGAUGACGAGCAAGCAGGUGAAGAUUAUGAAGCUGCUGUUCGUUGACUACAAGACGCCCACGAUGGUGGAGUGCGAGAUGCUGGGCAGCGAGAUCGGGCUACAGAAGCGUGUCGUGCAGGUCUGGUUCCAGAACGCAAGAGCCAAGGAGAAGAAGUCAAAGCUGGUGUACACUAAGACGUUCGGCACAGACGUCGACUUCAACAAGCCACCCGAGGAGUGCACGUUCUGCAGCUUCAAGUACUCGCACAAGUUCACGGUGCAGGACCACAUCUUCACGAAGAAGCACAUCAGCAACGUGAAGGCCUUCAUCCAGUCGCAGGCCGAGGCGGAGCGUGAGAUGUCCGACCCAACAGGGAUGUCGACCCUGCUCAGACAACAGCGUGAUCUCGAACACUCCAGGAAGACGUGGCCGGACCUGACAUCGUCAUCAUCGGCGACACCUCACCUGUCACAGCUGCAGGCCCUUGGCAUGAACGCCAUGGGAGUUGCAGAUACUGUAGGAAUUGGCCGUUCCCUGAAUCUCGGCACAGGUCACGCGGGUUCAGACACGAGUACUCCCAAAAGGACCCACGAUACACGUAAAGAGGAAACAGAAAGUAGGAAAAAAGAAGCAAAAGUUGAAGCAUCCAGCAGCUCGAAGCAGCAUGAGCAGGCCCAGGCCAUGGUGUCUGCGGAGAUGGCCAUGAAUGCCCAGAUGAUGGCUCUGGGGGGAUACCUGCCUGGCAUGGACCCCUCCUUCCUCCAGUACAUGUACCCCGGGCUGCCGGGAUACUUCCCCGGGAUGGGGCUGCCCAUGAUGCAGCCAGGACUCUUCCCAGGUAUUGGUGCUGAACACAUGAUGGCGUAUGACCCUCUGUCGUUCGGGACUCCUCUCCCGCUGCUACAGAUCCCUCAGCAGGCCAUCAAGCUGGUGAGCGAGCAACUGGAGGACCCACGGUCCUCCCUCGCCCAGUACACACAGGACUGCAAGUCCCUGUCUGACCUGAAAGCGCUGGUGAGCACCCUGGACUACAGCUGCGCCCACGAGACGAUGGUGGACGUGGGCUACAUCUGUAAGAAGUGUCAGACCGUCUACCCGGCCAAGGAGGCAUGUGUGAACCACCAGCGAAUGGUGUGCUUCCCCGGCGGCAAGAUCCACGACAAUGUCAAGGCCAUGCUUAAGCUGGAGCAGAUCCAGUACGGCUGCCGCGCGUGUUCCGACAAAUUCUCCACGCUGUACGAGUUCAAAAUCCACUGCCAGAUGGACGCGCACAAGAUGAAGGUCGGAAAGGUUCAGCACGGCAGCGGCGGCACCAAGUCGCGUUCGGAACAUAACUCUGGUGCUGCAGGGUUGUUGUUGGCGUCAUCGGCGGCAACCGUGACCAAUUCUUCUUCUUGUUCUCCGUCUAGGAAGCCAAGUUCGUCGUUGGAUGUGUCAAAUAAACACGGGCAUGGCGCCCAUUCUAAACCAAAGACAGAGUGACAUGUUGUCAAUUCAGUGUUCGUGUUUCAUGUUUUUACUGUGGAUUUUUUAUUAUGAUUUUUUUUUUUUUUACGUUGCUGACUAGUAGAGAGUGAUAUAUUAUAUAUAAAUAUAUAUAUAUAUAUAUAUAUAGAGACAAAAUACACACAGUAUUGGACCACAGAGUUCGACUACUUUUAAUGUGGUUUGAAAAAAAAUGCUUAUGCAUAGAGUGAGAGCUGUUUUUUCAAACAAAAACUAUUCCAUGCUAUAGGAUAUAUGGUACUCAGUAUACAUAUCUUGGGGCCUAUUAAGGGCAAUUCAUGUAUUUCUUCCAUAUUUUUUCGGUUUCCCGCAUAUUUUUUAUCAUGUUCAUAAGGCUAUAGGAUGGGCCAUAUUAAAUAUGGCCUUACCAUUGAAAUGUAAGGCAUCAGAACCACAUUUAUAUGUAGUGACUAGUUUUUAAAGGUGUAGUCAGCCUCCUAGAGGCAUAUCAUAGUUUUAAUGUGAACACAAUGGUUUAGUGAUAUUGUACAAACUUGAGUUUAGAAAUUGUGUAUUUUCAGUUGUAUGCAGACAAUAUUGUUAUUGGACUAAAACAAAACAAAUGUAUUGCCAUAUUGUUUGGCACCUUAGUGUUCCUUCCAGCGUGCCAUGGAUUUAUAUGUUAACUGUGUGUGGUGUGGACCAAGUUCAAGGUCAUAUCUUAACCUCUGACACUAGGUCAAGGUCGAGUUUAUUUUUUUGAUGUCAAAAAGAAGAGGAAGAGGUUAUGUGUGUGUUCCUGCUGGCCUGAGCUAAGUGGAUCAAUGGAUUUUUUUAAACUUACAGGAAAUUUGAUGUCAUGUUUCAGUAGGCUAUGUGUGUGUGUGUGUGUGUGUGUGUGUGUGUGUGUGGUGUGUGUGUGUGUGUGUGUGUGUGAGUGUGAGAGUAUGUGAUAUGUGUGGUCUGAUUCAUACACUCUUGUGUGUGUUAUAUGUUAUUAUACGUUUUGUAUUAGUUACAAAUACGGAAGCAUGUGUCUCUUAGUUGGCAUCGUCAUGACAGUGGAUAUCGUUGUGGGUGUUGUUCAGAUGUCUUCCCUCCCUCUGUGUGAUGAUCACUUUUAUUUACUUCAGUACACAUUAACAGACUCCUUUUCAGAAAACGUCUUUUACACUUUAAGACUGCUUAUAAGUGGCAGUCUACGGUAAUACUUUUAUAUAGACUUUAAAACUGCUUUUACAUGGCAAUAUACGGUACUAGAAAGAUUGCAGGUUGUCUCAUUCGUAAGGUUGUUGUUUUUCAAUCCAUAUUUUGUGUUCAGUUCAUAAUCCUUAUCACUUGAUCAAGACUUGAUAAAUUGAAUAUUUAAUAUCCAGUUAUCUGUACUCUUCCCUGGGAGUGUCUUGGAUGUAAUUGUCAAGGAGAUGUGUAAAUAAAAUAGGUUUAAAAGAGAGAUAUAUAUAUAUAUAUAUAUAUAUAUAUAUAUAUAAAUUUAACACGACUGUUUAUAAAAGAUGGUAAAGAGGUCUUCACAAUCAUGGUUUAUGAAUUAAGAUGAGACAUUUUAGCAUGCUUAUUUAGGAAAAACUGGUGUGAGACUUUAUAAUCCUUAUUAACUGAAUUGACCAGACAUGCUUUAACAUGCUGGUUCAGGGCACACAUUGUUAUGAGACUUAUAAUCCUUGUUAAUUGAAUUGACAGGACAUAUUUUAACAUGCAUGUUUGGGGCAGAAUUAAUAAGCCAUUACAAUCCUUGUUCAUUGGAUCAAGGAAAAAUUAGACUAUUUUUUGCAUUCUUGUUUGGGAUAGUCAAAAACAUCCUCUUCCAUACAUUUUCUAACCUUAGUCUUUGGUCCAGGUCUGUUUUCAAGGAGAAUCGGGCAACCUAGUCGAUUUAGGUGAGGACUGAAUAUUUUAUUCAAGGCAUUAUACUCGUAUAAAUAUAUCUUGUGGAUGAAACUACAGAGUCUGAAUUCAGCUGUAUUUGUAUGAAACUAAUCUAGAUUUCAAGUUUCAGCUAGACUCAUUUUUCUUCUUUUUUCUUCUUGUUUUUGUAAUUAAUACUUUAAACUUUUAAUCUGGUUUAAUCAAGUGCUUUUGCAGGCACCAGAAGUUAUUUUCAGGCUCUGAACUAGCAAUAAGUUGAUUAUACUUCAAAAAUUGCAGAACCUCAGAUAUUUUCUAUCACUACAUGAAAUUAUUUCACCCAAUUUUAAAACAAAAAUUGUUAGUUGCUUUUUAAACAUUUGCAUUUGACAAAUUUGUUGAGUGCCAGAGGUAUCCCUGACUGAGUUGAAUGUCAGUUUUUAUUAACACAAGGACCGGAACCGGUCUACAGAAAGAGUACUGCCAUGAUAAACUACCCAUGAUCCUUUGUCUGUCUGAUGGCGUUACGUUUUGGUGUGAUAUGUUCGGUGUGUGAAAUUUGUUAAAGAUGUCUUUGCUGUUGAUUGUUUGUCUUCUUCUUUUUGUUCUCUCUUUCUCUCUUCUUUCUUUCAGGCCUGAUGCUUACAAAACUUUUAGAGUCUAGACCCAAGACUCUAAUAUAUUAGUCCGAGACAUAAACAUCAUAGCAACGCCAUACAAAUUGUAGGAGUGUCACAUCAUUAGAGAUUGAGUCUGGACUGUAGUUUUAUAAGCACGGGCCCAGGCUGAUGCUUACAAAACUUUUAGAGUCUAAACUCGAGAAUAAUAGAGUCUGAGACACUAACGUCAUGACAGCGCCAUACAAGUUGUAUGAGUGUCACGUCAUUAGAGAUCGAGUCUGGACUCUUAAAAAAAGGUUUUAUAAGCAUGGGGCCUGAUAUAUGUUACAUGGAAGUUAAAAGUAGAAUGGUGAUAGUAUUGCUUCAUCCACAAGCAAUGUGAUGAGGUUUUUGUUGUGUUUUGUUUUGUUUGUUCUGUCUGUUGAAGAUGGAUGCCUCGUCAUGGUGAAAGUGAAAGUGGCUUGUUGUGUAGUCUCCAGAUUAAUUUACUUACAAACAGGGUCGCCAUCCUCAAGUUCAUCCCAGGGUUCUUAAUUCACUUCCUUCAGUUGUCGCUCUCUGAUGACCUCGCCAUCAUUUUCACAGAUUUGUUAUUUUUUAUGUCAAUCUCUUACAUGAUUCGUUUCUCUGUGUGUUCAUUUUUAUUUUUUAGCUGCUUUGAUUUCAAAAAAUAUUUAACAAUACUUUGUUGACCAUUUAACAUGAAAUUUAUUUUUGAAUUUUCUUUUUUAUUAAUGUAUUGAAACAUGCAGAUAAGUUUUUAACAAGGUGUAGAUGGUUUUUUUUCUUUUAACCCCGUAGUGCUUCACAAAUAUUAGCUAUUGUAGCUUUAGCAUAUCAUUAGCAUUGAAGGGGUUAAUAUAUUUUCUUAACAAAUGAAGGGAAUAAUCUGUUGUUGUAGUGUGAAAAUUUUUGUUGCUUUUUUAUGAAUAUUUGGAAAGACAUUUACAUAUGAACUUUGUUACUUGAAUUCUGUAGCAUUUAAAACAAGGUUUUAUUCGAUUAGCUGAGGGUUGUGUUAUAUUUGUACGUUUUAUCUGAAGCAACCGAGCAGCUUUAACUAAUAGGGCCUGAUGUUGGUGCAUGAUUAAUAAAAAUAAAUCUUGUUAAGAAAAGAAACAGACAUUACAGCGUUGUUGGUGCUUUGAUUUCAAUUCUUAAGAUCUCUUUGUUUUUACUGACGUUAAGUACAAUGAACUGUACCAUAAUUACAAUUAUGUAAAUGGUUCACUGCAAUCUUAAAUUUACUGGGUUUUUUAUUGAAAUGGAGUUAUUUGUUCUUAGUUUUUCUUCUUCUGUUAUUUGUUUUUCAUAGAUGAAGUGAAGCACUAAUGCUGACUGAUUGUCAAAGACAUAUUAGCAUUUUAUCAAACAUAGCAUAGUACUUGAUGAUUAUGAUUAUGAUUAUUUUUCUAGCGUAUACAUGUGGCUAAAGCAUUUAUCAUUUAGUAUGGUCUGUACAUAGAAAAGAGUAGAUAACUCUUGGUUCUUAGAGAUCUCAGUUUGAGUUUCUACGAAGGUACGUAUAUCGAAAUCCUUUAUUAUCUGUAGAAGAAUUUUUAAAUUUUUGUUUUUGCCGAGGUUGGAUCUAUAACUGUUUUUGUAGACAUGUUUUCUAUAUACUGUAUAUUUGUUCAUUCUUUAUUAUUUUUUGAGAAGUGCUUCAUGGGGUUUUUACAUUCAACCCACUCUAAGGUGUCGGCUUUCUGGUAAUCUCCAUGGCAACAGAGAAAUAUUUGUGUAGAUAGAUUUGGGUUUUUUGUGUGUACAUAUCUAUAUAUAUUUGAACACUCAGUAUUUAAGUGUUUUACUAUUAGCAAAUAAUGAAAUUGAAGAGAAAUUUUAUAUGUACUGUUCGCAGCAAUAUUGUAUAUCAAAGUGAAUAUACGGUACCUUUAAUUGUAUAUUUUACAUAUUUCAACAAACAACUCUUCCAAUGAAUUUCAACUUUCUGUGAUUGAAAAUUUAUAUUUAGUGGGUUUUUUUACACUUAGGUUUUUGUGUGCAAAGAUGUUCUCAUUUACUCUAUGUAUUUUCUAAACAGCAUAAAGUUUUUGUUAGCUAGCUAUUUUCUUCUUUUUUAUAUAAGAGCCAGGAGAAAUAUUUGCCACUAAGACGAUUAACAGGAAGCCUGACCGAGGAUGCUGGGAUUGGGUUAGAUAUAGUUGUUGUUAUAGAGUACCUUAGUUGGCAUUAAUCUACCAUAUGUUAUUCAUUUUUAAUGGACCAGUAGUGAAAUGAUAUUCUAAUGUUGUUGAUACUGCAGAGUUUACAAAAGCCUGGUACGUGUAUUGGAAGUUGUUUCACUUUUUAAACAAUUUCCACAGUUUCCAAAACGUAAACCUGGCUUAAAAACCGCAUAACUUACAUUACUUGAAUUUUGUUUAAAAUUUUUUAGAGCUAUAUGAAGUAUACAUUUUGGGACUCUUUUUUUUUCUCUCUUUUUUUCUUCUCUUUUUUUAAGUUUUGUAAUAUCUGUCUUGAAUUCUGCUGUUUAAUUUGACAUAAAAUACAUCAUAACUCAUCCUUUGCUCUCCUCGUUCAGUUGCAUUUCUGGAUCUGGAAUCAUUUGGGAUAAGCUCUGAAAGUGAGAAAAAUGAUCUGAAACUGAGAAAAAUGAUCUGCCUUCUUCCAGUCUUUGCAUUUCAAAAUUAAUCGAUGGCUGGAUGUAGCCCAGUGGGAAAACGUUCACUUGAUGCGUGGUCGGUCUGGGAUCGAUCCGCGUCGGUGGGCCUAUUGGGCUAUUUCUCGCUCUAGCCAGUGCACCAUGACUGGUAUAUCAAAG